ACACACACACACACACACACACACACACACACACACACAAAAACACGCACACAAACAUACAGACACACACACAAUACGACGAAAUGUACCCCUCCCAUCCGAAAUAGAACAGCCCUUUCCUUUUGCAGGUUUACACACACUCACACACGCACACAAUCACACACACUCACACACGCACAUGCACUACAACUAAUACCUCUUUCCCUCUCACACACACACACACACACACACACACACACACACACACACACACACACACACACGACACUGCAGCAUUGCACAUUACUUCAACCCCCCACAUCCACCUCCCCUCACUAUUGGCUCCACCGACACACAGACACACGCACGCACACACCCAAAAUAACCCCCUCCCGCUAACCUUUUCACCCACACACAGAGACACUUCACAAACAGCAGCAAACACACUCUCUUCACAGCAUGAAUGAGGGCUUCAUUGUGCGACGGUUGAAAAUUGUGGCGGUGCACGCUCUCGCGUCCCCCCAGACGCCCCCCCCCCCCCCCCGACGCCCCCUAGAACCCCCUGAAUCUCCGGUCCGACCACCGACUCUACGAUCGUCACUUCUUGGAGUGAGAGCCGUGGCAGCAGGCUGAGUGAUUCAAACAUUACAUAUUAUGGCAACCAGCCAAAGGAACCUCAAUUGAUUGAUUCUUUAAUUCAGAUAUCAAUUUACAUCCACAUUAUUUACAUUCAGUUUACAUUCCAGAUCCAAACGUCAUCCAUGCAGUUAAUGGAAUGUACCUCUUGUGCAUAUUAUUCAAUAUAUACAAACCGAGUGUAGGCCCCUGUUACCAGCUGUACUGAAUGUUCAAGGUGUUAUAAAGAACAGCAUGACUAAACCGUCUCCAAAUAAUCUCAAAUGUCCUCCCAUGCAGGUUUCUAAUAUGAGAUCCCUUUUUACUGUAGAGGUGUUACACACACACACACACACACACACACACACACACACACACACACACACACACACACACACACACACACACACACACACACACACACACACACACACACACACAGAAGGCUCAAGCCUCCCUAUUGGAUACUCUCUAUCUGUGAUGUCAUCUGGGAAUGGUCUAUAAGAAGGACCUAUUGCUCAACAGCUCAUAAAGGGCGAGCACAGUGCUGAAAGAACAUGUCUGAGUUUUUGUGGGUGUGUGUCUGUGGCUGUAAGUGUGUGUGCAUGUGUGUUUGUGCGUGUGUUUGUGUGUUUGUUUGAAGAACAGUUCCCACGGCUGACUCUGUGAUCUGAAGCGUAGCAGAACGGGAGCUCUGACCGAUGGGCUCGGAGGACUUACGGGGCUCUCCUCAGACAACCCUGGAGAAGGCAGGGAGAGAGACGUUGUAGGAAUCCUUCACAGCAGAGCAGGUGGAACUAGGGUCGCAGUGGAGACCAGCCGUAUGUUCCCGGACUUCUAACAUGCAUGCUCAGUGUGUCUCCUGGAGGUGGAUGCAGAGUUCACAGGAAAGCAAAAAAUUCAUUGAAGGAAGAAGCUAAAGUGAGAUUGAAUUCCCAUUACAUUUGCAGUGAUGGAGAGUACUUCUGCUGUACCUUUGACCUACCAAUCACAAUCCACCAAUUCCUCCCAUCGUAACGGGUCCGGACCAGCAAAUUACACGGAGGCAGAGAUAGUUCUACUGGGAGCUGUCUUGUCAGUUCUAGUGCUGGCCAUAGUCCUUGGGAACGUGUUGGUGAUCACGGCCAUCCUGCGCUUCCAGCGGCUGCAGACCAUCACCAACCUGUUCAUCGCCUCGCUGGCGGUGGCCGACCUCAUCAUGGGCGUGGUGGUGGUACCCUUCGGCUCCAGCUACGUCCUGCUGGGCGUCUGGCGCUUCGGCACCCUGUUCUGCGAGCUGUGGACAGCGUCCGACGUGCUGUGCGUGACGGCCAGCAUCGAGACGCUGUGCGUGAUCGCUCUGGACCGCUACCUGGCUAUCACCUCACCCCUGCGCUACCCCAUGCUGCUCACCAGGCGCCGGGCCCUUGGCGUGGUGCUGGGGGUCUGGGUGGUGGCCUUCCUUAUCUCCUUCCUGCCCAUCCACAUGGAGUGGUGGGUAUUGGAGGGGGCCGAGGCCAGGCGCUGCCUCCAGGACCCCAGCUGCUGCGACUUCAACACCAACUUGGCGUACGCCGUCUCCUCCUCCAUGGUGUCCUUCUACCUGCCCCUGCUGGUCAUGAUCUUCACGUACGCCAGGGUCUUCCAGGAGGCCCGCAGACAGCUGGCCCAGAUCCGGGGCCGGCAGCAGCGCUUCAGCCACCUGCGCCGCGUCUCCACCGCCGCCGAGUCUCUGCGGAAGGCCGCCGCCGUGGAGUCCAGGAGGUGUGAGGAGGUAGAGGAAGAGGAAGAGGAAGAGGAGGAGGAGGAGGAGGAAGAGGAGGAGGAGGAGGAGGAGGAGGAAGGGGAGGAGGGGGAGGAGGAGGAACAUGUGAGCAACACGUGCGAGUGGCAGGCAAGGGCCAGAGGAGGAGGGGUGAAGGAAGGAGGGGGAAAGGCACUCAUGAACGGACGUGGCGGACACGGAGAGGCGUUGACCUCCAAAACAGACAAGGGCGGGGCUAAGAUUGUGGCCCCGAGACGCCAUAAGUUCUCACUGAAGGAACACAAGGCAGUGAAGACUCUGGGGAUUAUAAUGGGCACCUUCACGCUUUGCUGGCUGCCCUUCUUCAUCCUCAACAUCCUCAUGACCUUCCUCGACCUGGGGAACGUGUGGAUCCCCUACAGGCUCCUCAACUGGCUGGGCUACUCCAACUCAGCCUUCAACCCCCUCAUCUACUGCCGCAGCGCCGACUUCAGGCACGCCUUCCAGGAGAUCCUGUGCCUCAGGCGGGGCAGGAGGGGCGUCGCUGCGCGGAGGUGAUUGGACGGCUGGGAGAGGGGUGGUGGGGUUCAGUGGCGGCUGUCGUCCGCUGCACCUCUGGUAGGAGAGGAGAGCGAAAGACUGGAAACCCCCCAUUUCUAUUAGGCUCUGAUUCUGAGAUUACAUGAAUGACACAAACCAGACAAUUUGCAGGAGCGCAGUCGUAGUUCGCCAUCUUUGGGUUCAUUUCUCAAGCCGUUUUCUCUGAUCACAUAACGGACAGACCGCACUCUGAUAAGCUCUGAAUAUUUUGCUACUUCCGUUUGUAUUUGUAUGGCUUGAAUUUUCUGACUUGUAUUUUCACCACUUGGAUAUGGGUGAUCAUAUUUUGAAUAUCUGAAACUUGAUUUGUUAGUUUAAAUAAGUUAACAUUGUGUUUCUGAAAUGGAAAAACUUGAAAGGCCAUAUUCUAAUUUCAAAGAGGUGAAUUAACCUUGUUUUCAAAGUAUAAUAAUUCAACGCAAUGAAUUCAAAGGUGGUUACAUUAACAUAAACAAAUGCAAUGGCUUUUAAAACAUUUACCAUGCUUCCGCACUUUGAAUAGAUUGUUCCCAGUUACUUUAUUCAGUCAUUACCGUAACUAUUGAAUUUGUCGUCAGUGUUAAAAGAGUUAUGAUGCAGUCCAUGAGUAAACCACGCUCAACUGUCCCCUGAUGAUUUUUUAUACAUAUUGUGCUUCCUUGACUUUCAUUUUCCCCUGAACGUCCAUAUCCUUAAUCAGGCUCUGCAUAGCAUUCAGGGUGACAAACCCACUGUAAUAUUUACAGUACUGAAUGGUUCGAUAUAAACAAGAUGAACUUAAACUAAACUGUGCUGCAGCAGAUAUGGUGUAGAAAUCCAUCCAGACAUUCAGUUACACAUAAGCUUUCCAAUGAUUACACAAUUAGUGUCUGAGUGCCCAACCCACAAAAUGACAUAAGCAGCACAUAGUAUGUGAGAGCAUUUGUGGUACCAGAGCCUGGUCAAUGUUUAACACGUGGUUUAUUCAGAGACACGAGGUAAAGGAGCUUGCCCUCUGGAGAUUGUUCAUGAAGCAUCUGCUGAAAUCCAGGAACAAUUCAGUCUAUUGGUGUGGGAGGAAUGGUUGAUAAGCCAAGCCUACAGGGUCUGACUUACCUCAGACCCAUAAAACUUCAAGUGUUGACCACUGUAUUACAUUUACAAUUGGGUCAUUUAGCAGUUGCUAUUAUUCCAAGCGACUUACAAACAUUCAUACACACAUUCUCACAACGACGGCAGAGUCAUGUUGUCCAAUGAGGUACAGAUGAGAGCUUGAAUAUCUAAAUAAGGCAGGCAAAAUUAUAUUUAUAGAGUUUUGUCUUAACUGUGAUCUUAAAAAACACACCCUCAACUAUCUGCAAUUAAAAGAUAUUUGAGUGUAGGAAUCAAGGUUCACAAGGAAGCACUUCAAUGCAUAGUAUUCAAAGGUUGUACAGGUGUUCUAUUGUUUACAUACCAGUGUGAUCCAUGCACCUCCAAAGCUUUAAAAACGUUUUUUACACAAUGUUUAUUUAUUUAAGUUAUGUUUAAACAAGACACGAGCAAUAGGUGAGCAGGAAAAGGUCCUAGGGCUAAAUGAAUGGCUGUUUAUCACGUGAGCUGCACAAGAGCCUGUUUGUUACACCGGAAACAUUUGCCCAACAGUCCAUCAUUAUCUUCUCUGUUAGUUAUUUACAUUCAAUGUAGGAUUUGACCAAAUAGAUAGACAGGCAAAUAAGGCAUAGAGGAUAGGAGUUAUCUGGAAGCUGAAUACUGCAGCUGAAGGGUGGAGCUUUACCCUGUAUACUGUGGUGCAGCUGAAGGGUGGAGGUUUACCCUGUAUACUGUGGUGCAGCUGAAGGGUUGAGCUUUACCCUGUAUACUGUGGUGCAGCUGAAGGGUGGAGGUUAACCCUGUAUACUGUAGUGCAGCUGAAGGGUGGAGCUUUACCCUGUAUACUGUGGUGCAGCUGAAGGGUGGAGCUUUACCCUGUAUACUGUAGUGCAGCUGAAGGGUGGAGCUUUACCCUGUAUACUGUGACGCAGCUGAAGGGUGGAGCUUUACCCUGUAUACUGUAGUGCAGCUGAAGGGUGGAGCUUUACCCUGUAUACUGUAGUGCAUCUGAAGGGUGGAGCUUUACCCUGUAUACUGUGGUGCAGCUGAAGGGUGGAGCUUUACCCUGUAUACUGUGGUGCAGCUGGACGGUGGAGCUUUACCCUGUAUACUGUGGUGCAGCUGGACGGUGGAGCUUUACCCUGUAUACUGUAGUGCAGCUGGAGGGUGGAGCUUUACCCUGUGGUGCAGCUGAAGGUGGAGGUUGCCUCUCUGAAUGCUGUAGUGUAGAUGAAGGGAGGAGGUUUAUACUGUUUUGAGGUGUAUUUGGCAUCGUACUACAUAAAUGCUUCACGUCUUGCAACAAAAACAUA
Molecule: messenger RNA, 5280 nt
Organism: Gadus morhua (Atlantic cod)
Lineage: Eukaryota; Metazoa; Chordata; Actinopteri; Gadiformes; Gadidae
Product: beta-2 adrenergic receptor
Exons: 6
Coding region: 1547-2875 (442 amino acids)
Biological process (GO): adenylate cyclase-activating adrenergic receptor signaling pathway; norepinephrine-epinephrine-mediated vasodilation involved in regulation of systemic arterial blood pressure; positive regulation of MAPK cascade
Cellular component (GO): plasma membrane
Molecular function (GO): norepinephrine binding; beta2-adrenergic receptor activity
Source: RefSeq, a predicted model, not a curated record